GGCCGAGUCUCCGUCUCCGGAAGCCGCCGCCCCGAGUGCUGGUCCGAGUCUGAGCUGGCAGCGGGCGGCCUCGCACCUGGCCCUCCGCUUUCUGAUCCUGGUCUCCCACCCGCAGAUUAUGUCUAUUUCGAGAACUCCUCCAGCAACCCGUAUCUGGUGCGGAGGAUCGAGGAGCUCAACAAGACUGCAAAUGGAAACGUGGAAGCAAAGGUGGUCUGUCUUUUCCGGCGAAGGGACAUUUCUAGCAGCCUCAACAGCCUGGCAGAUAGCAAUGCCAGGGAGUUUGAGGAGGAGUCAAAGCAGCCAGUGGUGUCAGAGCAACAGAGGCAUCAGUUGAAGCACCGGGAGCUCUUCCUGUCUCGGCAGUUCGAGUCGUUACCAGCCACCCACAUAAGAGGGAAAUGCAGUGUGACCCUCCUGAAUGAGACAGAUAUCUUGAGCCAGUACCUGGAAAAGGAGGAUUGCUUUUUUUACUCACUGGUGUUCGACCCAGUACAGAAGACACUGCUGGCUGACCAAGGAGAGAUUAGAGUUGGUUGCAAAUACCAAGCAGAGAUUCCUGAUCGCCUGGCAGAGGGAGAACUGGACAAUCGGAAUCAGCAGAAGAUGGAGCUGAAGGUCUGGGAUCCAGACAACCCUCUCACAGACCGGCAGAUCGACCAGUUCCUUGUGGUGGCCCGAGCUGUAGGAACCUUUGCAAGAGCCCUGGACUGCAGCAGCUCCAUCCGGCAGCCCAGCCUGCACAUGAGUGCAGCUGCUGCCUCCCGAGAUAUCACCCUGUUUCAUGCCAUGGACACGCUGCAGAGGAAUGGCUAUGACCUGGCCAAAGCCAUGUCCACCUUAGUGCCCCAGGGGGGCCCGGUGCUGUGUCGAGACGAGAUGGAGGAGUGGUCUGCCUCUGAGGCCAUGUUGUUCGAGGAGGCUCUGGAGAAGUAUGGAAAAGAUUUCAAUGACAUUCGCCAGGACUUUCUGCCCUGGAAGUCACUGGCAAGCAUAGUUCAGUUCUACUACAUGUGGAAGACCACAGACCGGUACAUUCAGCAGAAGAGAUUGAAGGCUGCUGAAGCAGACAGCAAACUGAAGCAGGUCUACAUCCCCACCUACACUAAGCCAAACCCUAACCAGAUCAUUUCUGUGGGUUCAAAACCUGGGAUGAAUGGAGCUGGAUUCCAGAAGGGUCUGACCUGUGAGAGCUGCCACACCACACAGUCUGCCCAGUGGUACGCCUGGGGCCCGCCCAACAUGCAGUGCCGUCUCUGUGCUUCCUGUUGGAUCUACUGGAAGAAGUAUGGGGGACUGAAGACCCCAACCCAGCUUGAGGGGGCUGCUCGGGGCUCCACAGAGCCACACUCGAGGGGUCAUUUGUCCAGACCUGAAGCCCAAAGUCUCUCUCCUUACACAACCAGCGCCAACCGGGCCAAGCUGCUGGCCAAGAACAGGCAGACAUUCCUGCUUCAGACCACAAAGCUGACCCGGCUCGCCAGGCGGAUGUGCAGGGACCUCCUGCAGCCAAGGAGGGCUGCCCGGAGGCCCUAUGCCCCUAUCAAUGCCAAUGCCAUCAAGGCAGAGUGCUCCAUUCGCCUUCCAAAGGCUGCCAAGACACCCCUGAAGAUUCACCCUCUGGUUCGGCUACCCCUGGCCACGAUUGUCAAGGAUCUGGUGGCUCAGGCACCUCUGAAACCAAAAACACCUCGGGGUACCAAGAUCCCAAUCAAUAGAAACCAGCUGACCCAGAACCGGGGCCUGGGGGGCAUCAUGGUAAAGAGGGCCUACGAGACGAUGGCAGGAGCAGGGGUCCCUUUCUCUGCCAAUGGAAGGCCUCUGGCCUCAGGGAUCCGCUCAGGCUCACAGCCAGCAGCCAAGCGUCAGAAACUAAACCCAGCAGAUGCCCCCAAUCCUGUGGUGUUUGUGGCCACAAAGGAUACCAGGGCCUUACGGAAGGCUCUAACCCACCUGGAGAUGCGGCGGGCUGCCCGGAGGCCCAACCUUCCUCUGAAGGUGAAACCAGCACUAAUGGCUGUGCGGCCCCCUGUCCCUCUGCCUGCACCCUCACAUCCGUCCAGCACCAAUGAGCCCAUUGUCCUGGAGGACUGAGCAGUGAGGGCCAGGGAGGCAAGCGGGUGUGAGCUGGACAGACCUCCACCUUCCCUUUAGGGGGCAGUGCCCAUGGGGGUCAGGUGCCCCUGGCCUUAAGUCCCUCCUUUCUUCUCCCUGGGUGUGGCCUACGGCAGCUGAGCUUGCCCUCUGGGGCACCUGGCCUCUCCUGGAGGGUUCCUAACUUGGAGGGUACCUUCCACACUUAUCAUGGACAGUUUCAGGGGGAAGGUUUUUUAAUUUUUUAAAAAAUGUUGACUCCCUUUGUGAAAGGGAACAGGAGGGGAAGUGUGACUGCUCUCAGGUGGUAGUACCUGGCUGGGGGUGGGGUGGGGCGUGCACUGCCAUGUUUCUUGGUUUUUUUCCUAAUUGGGGGGUUUCUCUUCCUGUCCGGUGUCCGGACUUUGCUAAUUGGUAUCUGAGGUCCCUGAGCUGGCACCAACCCCAGCCCAUGCUAGCUCUUUCCUCUCUCCCCUUCCCCCCUCCGCCUUUUGUAUGCCAAUUCUCAGAAAUAAAGAUCUUUUGUCUGUUUUUUUUAACCUCGGAUUCUGUAAUUGGUUCUUAUAGUAAUAAAAAGCUGUU
Molecule: messenger RNA, 2676 nt
Organism: Fukomys damarensis (Damara mole-rat)
Lineage: Eukaryota; Metazoa; Chordata; Mammalia; Rodentia; Bathyergidae
Gene: Mta2
Product: metastasis associated 1 family member 2
Exons: 17
Biological process (GO): negative regulation of transcription by RNA polymerase II
Cellular component (GO): nucleoplasm; NuRD complex
Molecular function (GO): chromatin binding; transcription coactivator activity; transcription corepressor activity
Source: RefSeq, a predicted model, not a curated record